Messenger RNA from Pteropus alecto (black flying fox), 1155 nucleotides. It is a transcript of the gene EIF6, whose product is annotated as eukaryotic translation initiation factor 6. The record is from RefSeq and is a predicted model, not a curated record. Lineage: Eukaryota; Metazoa; Chordata; Mammalia; Chiroptera; Pteropodidae. Gene Ontology annotation, molecular function: ribosomal large subunit binding. Gene Ontology annotation, biological process: assembly of large subunit precursor of preribosome; ribosomal subunit export from nucleus; maturation of 5.8S rRNA. Gene Ontology annotation, cellular component: preribosome, large subunit precursor; cytosol; nucleolus. The transcript has 7 exons. Bases 164 to 901 code for a protein of 245 amino acids.
CAGAGUCCUCCCAGAGGAUGGAGCUAGUGUGGCCGCAUGCGCGGCAGGGUGCGUCGCCCUCUCCCGGAAGUCUCCCAGGUGGAGACGGAAACGGAAACACACUAAGGGAGGAGAAGGGUCUGGUGUCGCGUGUGGACUUUGCGGUUACCUGCCCCCAGGCUUCAUGGCGGUCCGAGCGUCGUUCGAGAACAACUGUGAGGUCGGCUGCUUUGCCAAACUCACCAACACCUACUGCUUGGUGGCCAUCGGAGGGUCCGAGAACUUCUACAGUGUGUUCGAGGGCGAGCUCGCCGAGACCAUCCCUGUGGUGCACGCGUCCAUCGCCGGCUGCCGUAUCAUCGGUCGUAUGUGUGUGGGGAACAGGCAUGGUCUUCUGGUGCCCAACAACACCACCGACCAGGAGCUGCAACACAUUCGCAACUGCCUCCCAGACUCAGUGCAGAUCCGGCGGGUGGAGGAGCGGCUCUCAGCCCUGGGCAACGUCACCACCUGCAACGAUUACGUGGCCUUGGUCCACCCAGACCUGGACAGGGAAACAGAAGAAAUCCUGGCUGAUGUACUCAAGGUGGAAGUCUUCAGACAGACAGUGGCUGACCAGGUGCUAGUAGGAAGCUAUUGUGUCUUCAGCAAUCAGGGAGGGCUGGUACAUCCCAAGACUUCCAUUGAAGACCAAGAUGAGCUGUCCUCUCUUCUUCAGGUCCCCCUUGUGGCGGGCACUGUGAACCGAGGCAGCGAGGUGAUCGCUGCUGGGAUGGUGGUGAACGACUGGUGUGCCUUCUGUGGCCUGGACACAACCAGCACAGAGCUAUCGGUGGUGGAGAGUGUCUUCAAGUUGAAUGAAGCCCAGCCUAGCACCAUUGCUACCAGCAUGCGGGAUUCCCUCAUUGACAGCCUUACCUGAAUUAUUUUCCAUGCUGAUUCAUGGGCUCCUGGCUCUGGACUUUGGCUCCCUCUUCACACCCCACCCAGUCUGUCCCAGACGCUGGCAGGGAGGUGGCAGAGAGCUCACUGGUAUCGAGUAGCUGGAUACCCAACCCUUCACCUGUGCCCAUCUCCUGAAUCUAUAGUUACUGCAAAAAUCUGCCAUGUCAUGCUGGCUGUCAGGCCCUAUGGCUCCUCUCUGUGCCACCCAAUUAAAGGCAUUUUGCUUCUGUC